Molecule: messenger RNA, 3348 nt
Organism: Solea senegalensis (Senegalese sole)
Lineage: Eukaryota; Metazoa; Chordata; Actinopteri; Pleuronectiformes; Soleidae
Gene: daglb
Product: diacylglycerol lipase, beta
Exons: 15
Coding region: 488-2506 (672 amino acids)
Biological process (GO): lipid metabolic process
Source: RefSeq, a predicted model, not a curated record
GCCCAACAACAGCACACACCGCGGAACUUUGGUACAACGGCUCCUGUUGCAGUGGGGUCUCAUCAACGGAACGGACGGAGGGUGUCGAGAGAAAACAAAACAAACCUAGCUUCCCGUGUUCAGCAAUAGUAAAUGUCGCGUAAACGAAACUGAAUUUAACAUAAGCUCAUGUUAUUAUUAUUAUUAUUAUUAUUAUUGUUAUAUCAUUCAGAGACACAAUUUAUCAUUUUUUGGAGCGAUUUAGCAAACCGCGUUUGCUGGAGCUAGCUCAGCUAGCUUGUAAGUUAGCUUCCGCUGCACGACCGUGAGAUUGAGCAACUCUGGAAACACGAACGUGAUAUAAAACUGUCACUGUGGAGUCAUGCGUGACGUGCACCCGCUGCCAGUUACUCAAGAGAAGCCUGUCCACUUCAGAGCGGCGGAGAAGGGUUCGCGUCCAUCGGCGUGAGACUCAGGCUUUCUGUGUGACCGUUGUUCCGUGGAAAAAAUGCCUGGGAUGGUGGUGUUUGGUCGGCGCUGGGGCAUCGCCAGCGACGACCUGGUCUUUCCCGGCUCCUUUGAACUCUUCAUCCGUGUAUUGUGGUGGAUUGGCACGAUGAUCCUCUACACUCACCACAGAGGUCAUUUUGAUUGUAAUGGGAGGGGAGUUCUUAACACCUACCUGGUCGGACUGUUUGUUGUGCUUGGGCUCAUCAUCCUUUCACUAUGGGCCAUCGUCUUUGUCAGUGCUCAAGGCACCAUCACUAACCCUGGCCGCCGGCGCUCCAUGCCUGCGCUGGUGUACGUGCGAGCGAUCCUGUACAUUCCUGAGCUGGUGUGGGCCUGUCUGGGCACCGUGUGGGUGUCUGAGGAUAGUAAAGGCUGUGAUCUCGCCACAGUGGGUUCCGUCAUCGCAGCAGUGAUUGCCAGCUGGAUCAUCCUGCUCUUCACCGCAGUAGGUGUGGUGAUCGUGUUUGACCCCCUGGGAAGCCCGCGCCGCCAGCCCGCCCCCAUGGAGCCGCUGGGAGUGAGAGACAUGCAGACCACCAACCAGUUCUUCUCCAUCGCUCGCUCCAUGGCCGACAAAGUGUGGGAGUGCAGGCUGCGGCUGAUGUGCUGCUGCCUGCCGCAGGACGAGAGUAACCGGGCGGUGUUCUCCAGCAUCGGGAAGCUGUUGAGCGGAUUCUUCUCUGACACAGAUCUGGUCCCCAGUGACAUCGCCGCUGGUCUGGCUCUGCUGCACCAGGAUCAGGACAAGAAGGAGCAGAGCAGAGACCCGGACACCAUCGUCGUUCACAGCCCGUCCUCUCCCAUCGAGGAAGAUCUGGAGGCAGAGCUGGAGAAAGCCGCUCACUGGAUGCUGUUUGCUGCAGCAGCUUAUGGAUGGCCACUGUACGUCUACUCCAACCCGCUCACCGGGCCCUGUAAGCUCAGCGGCGACUGCUGCGGGAGUCGCACCGACGAGUUCGACAGCGUCGGCGGAGACAACGGCGGCUGCCACUUCUCGUCCGUCCUGCUCACCACCGGUCUGCAGUACAGAGACUUCAUCCAUGUCAGCUUCCACAACCAGAUCUAUGAGAUCCCGUUCUUCGUGGCUCUGGAUCAUAAGCGGGAGGCUGUUCUCGUGGCUGUCAGGGGAACUCUGUCACUCAAGGAUGUCCUCACAGAUCUGUCCGCUGAGUGCGAGGACAUGCCUAUAGAGGGAGUGUCCGGAGCCUGCUUCGCUCACAAGGGCAUCUGUCAGGCGGCCACUUACGUCUACAAGAAGCUGAUCAACGACGGCAUCCUGAACCAGGCCUUUGCUGUCGCACCGGAGUAUAAUCUGGUGGUCACCGGUCACAGUCUGGGCGCCGGCACAGCAGCGCUGCUCGCUGUCCUGUUACGCAGCUCCUACCCCACCCUGCAGUGCUACUCAUUCUCUCCACCAGGGGGCCUCAUGAGUCAAGCCUUGUCCGAUUACUCUAAGGACUUUGUGGUCUCCAUCGUGCUCGGGAAGGAUCUAGUUCCCAGACUGAGCAUUCCAAACAUGGAGGAUUUGAAGAGAAAGAUUCUUAAAAUUGUGUCAAACUGCAAUAAGCCCAAGUAUCUCAUCCUGCUCCAGGGUCUGUGGUACGAGCUGUUUGGGGGGAGCCCGGACGACGCCCCCACCGAGAUGGACAACAGGCGCGAGCAGCAGCUCAGCGAGCCGCUGCUGGGGGAGGAGUCACUGGUGAUUCGCCACUCGUCGUCCUAUCAGAGCGUGGGAUCCGACGACUCGCCCGUCCACAAGCCCGCACAGCUGUUUCUACCUGGACGAGUCCUGCACAUCACGGAGGACGGGCCGUCACGGAGAUCCUGUUUCUCACAGGUCAGGUACAGCGCCGAGUGGUCCGACCAAAUGUCGUUCAGGAGUAUUUUGAUCAGCCCCCAGAUGCUGACCGACCACAUGCCCGACGUCGUGCUUGGAGCUCUCAACAGCCUGGCCACCGAGCGUCCCUUCUCCAUCUGCCCGUCGUCCUUCAACAACAGCCAGCAGCACAACAUCUGAUCUGAGACGUCACACUUGACUCCUCGUAUCCUGUGUGCGUGAAGCCUUUUGUUCUCUCUGUUCUCUGUUUGUCUGUAAAAAAGCCAUUUGAGUGGCUCAGAAUCACGGAGGCCCACGCAAUUUAUCCCCCGGUGCCUCUUGACUCGAUUGGCCUCUUGACUUCCAUGAGUGAACCUGGUAGGGUUAAAGGGAUAGUUCCGUUAUUUUCAGGGUUCCCACAAGUCCUUGAAAUCCUGAAAGUUUUUGAAAAUUGCUCUAAAUAGACAUGGGUCAUUGAAAGUGCUUAAAUGUUGUGCAAGAAAGAGGUUAAGUUGAUAUUUAGAUAAAUAUUGCUUGUUCAAUGUAGACUAGGUCUACGCAGGACAAAACGUGGAGUCGUGAUUACUUGCGGUGUUGUGGACACUGUCCACUGUCCACUGCUCUCUCUCUCGUCGCCGUUGAUGUGAGAAUCCGCGCAGAACAAUGAGUGAGUGAAGUUGAGCAAGAGAGAAAAUUCCAACAUCUCCGUCUCACCAAAGACACGUUACAAAAGUCGCUUGAGCAGAUGUGGAGCGUUCUGCACAUCAGUGAAAGUGGGGACGCCGUCAUGGGCGAAGACGCUCUUACACGUUGUCCUCCACAUUUUAUUAAGCUGUCAGCAUAUCCAGGUCCUUGAAUUUGAGGGGAAUUGGUCCUGGAAAGUCCUUGACUUUGAUGUCAACAUAGGUGUGGGAACCCUGCUUUUUUUGCUUUUUUUUCCAAGAGAAAAAAGGAAUAUGUUUACCAAUUUAUCACAGUUUUUUCUAAUCUUGUCACUCUCCUGCACCAAAGUCCAUAGAGAAAAUCAGCGAUUUUUACAUCAC